AUGGCUUUGGCUGCCCCCGCUGUAGCUCCAUUCGAAUGGACAGUCGACGCUGCAAGAGAAUUAAUUCGACUUCGACGCGAUAAUCAUGACGAUUUUGAGUUCGUUCCUAAUAAUCGCCAUGAAAGGAUAUGGAGAACCAUAUCCAACCAAUUGUUUCUUAAUAGAGGGCACUGGAUGUCGAGAUAUUUGAGAAAACGUGCCGAAAAGUUUGUGCUUGAGAAUUUGUUUGAAGAAGAUUUCUUUCUCGUUAGAGUUGAAGGAAAUCUUAAUAUAAGGUGUUAUAAGCUUCUUGAAGAUCUUAGAAUCUAUUUUCAAUUUGAGACAACAAGAAAAGGAAAACAUUAG
Funneliformis geosporum is the source of this 345-nucleotide messenger RNA. The record is from the annotation of a GenBank genome assembly. Lineage: Eukaryota; Fungi; Glomeromycota; Glomeromycetes; Glomerales; Glomeraceae.